This is a messenger RNA of Gastrolobium bilobum, 2439 nucleotides long. Its product is annotated as putative E3 ubiquitin-protein ligase RF4. The transcript has 2 exons. The coding region runs from base 1 to 2439 and encodes 812 amino acids. NCBI's taxonomy places the organism in Eukaryota, Viridiplantae, Streptophyta, Magnoliopsida, Fabales, Fabaceae. The record is from RefSeq and is a predicted model, not a curated record.
AUGGAUACAACUGUUGAUGGUGUGGACAGGCAGGAUAAAGGGCGUAAGCACAAGAGGAAAUCAGCUCAUCCUUCUAGAGUUGCUAUUAAAAUGCCCUCAUCUCUGGUUGAGUUCCCUCGGUAUGCAUCACCAAUUUCGCAAAGCUCAAAUGAAUUUAAUUCAUCGGAGUUCGAGUCAGAUUGUCAUAGAGAAAAACUGGAAGUGCAUAUGCAUGAGAUUGUGGAUUGGAAUGAUCCUAUUGCAAGACAGCUUGAGGAGUUAUUGUUAUCUAAUCUGAAAGCAAUUUUUGAUGGUGUAAUCAAGCAUAUUGUUAAACUUGGCUAUAGUCAAGAUGUGGCUGAAAUGGCCAUUUCAAGGAAGGCUCUAUACACAGAGGAAGGAGACCCUAUCUCAAAUAUUCUACAUGAUACACUGAAUAUUUUGAACAGAAAAGAAAAAUAUAUUGGCACUACGGACAUUGAAUUUGAAAAUUUUCAGCACUUGCUACAUUACACCAUGGUGGAGAUGAUCAGUGUACUUCGUGAAGUUAAACCCUCCUUAACAGAUGGUGAUGCAAUGUGGGUUUUGCUGAUAUGUGACUUGAACAUUUCACUAGCCUGUGCAGCGGAGGAUUGUCUGGAUAAUGUUGCUUGUAAUGGGGAAAGCUCCACCAGUUCUUCCAUUCCCCAAUCAAUGUUAGAGGUUCAAAGCUCUGAUAUUAUUUCAAAUCAUAGUUCAUCAACUUUCCAGAAGGAAUCGUCCCCCAAUCACCAGAAUCACAAGUCUGAAGCACCUAAGUUUGGAAGUUUCCUGAAUUCAACCAACAAUCAAAGUCCUCUUGCUUCAGAAGGGGUAAAGCUUCAGGUAGAGAAUGCUUCAUUGCCAAUCACUGCAGGGAAAUCCUUAGGAAUUGCGGGAGUUCCUUCCCAAGAAUGUAAAUCAGGAUCUAGUUCUAAGAGGCAUAAUAAAAAAGAAAUAACAACACUUAGACAUAAGUUCCUUCACAUGGAGAAAACUUACAGGGCUUGUGGAAAAGGGGGUUUCAAAUCAGGGAAGCUUGCAAGCGUUGAUGGUUCGGUUGUUGAAAAAAGACUCAAGCCACAAUAUGAAAUUCCCAAUCAACAAAUGAAAUGCGGCUCCUCAAAUACGACAAGCACAAAAAUGAUUCGUUCAACAGAUGUAGCAUGCCAUGUUUCAACCAAUGGUGCAUCUGCUUUACCUGCACGAGGUAGCUAUGGAACAUCACCCACAAGGGAUGCAAUAUCUACUUCCCCCACAAUGAAUACAAAUAUUUCAACACCAGGCACUACAUCCAAACCAAAAUCUGAGCUAAGCUCUUGUGACACUCAAAAGGUUCUUGAUUAUUGUGUCGGUAUACCUUUUGAUCAGGCUUUGCAUACAUAUGUCCCACGAGAUAAGAAGGAUGAACUAGCUUUAAAGUUACUUCAUCGAUUGCAAGAAGUGCUGGAUGAGUCGCGAAUGUGGAACAACUGGGUAGAUAAGAAGAUUGCACAGGUUACCAAUAGGAUCAACAAGCUGCAGGAUGAGUUUAGAACUCUGAAAAAUGAGAAGCAAGAAGCUGAGCUAUUUAAAACAGAUAAGAAAGUUUUGGAGGAAAAUGCUGUGAAGAGGAUGUCUGAGAUGGAGAAUGCCAUGGAAAAUACUAAAAGGCAAAUUGAGAAUGCUACUUCUGCAGCGUUUACGCUACAGGAAGAAAACUCUUUGCUAAAGAAGGAGUUGGAUGCGGCAAAGUUGUGGGUUGUAAAGUCAAUGACAAGCCAUCAACAAGCACUGGAAAGAGAGCAUAUGAAUUUUAAACAAGCCCGGUCAUGGGAAAGCCAAAAGGGUUUAUUUCAAGAUGAGCUUGAAAAAGAGAAGCACAAAUUACCUAACUUGCAACAUGAGCUAGAUAAGGAGAAAAAUCUUCAAGCCAAGGUUCAGGGUAGAUUAGAACAAGAGAUAGUUGCAAAAGAAAAGAUACUAGCACAGGCUGCAUCCUUUAGAAAGGAAAGAGAACAACUUGAAGCACGCACAAAAUCUGAGGAGGAUAUGAUUAGAAAGAAGGAAGCAAAUGAUCUCCAAAAAUAUGUGGAAGAUAUUGCUAAGCUAGAGGAAGAGUUGGGUGAAUUAAAACUAAAUUCUGAGUCUGAAAAAAUAGCAGCAUUUCGUUGGUGUAUUGAUGAAGGAAAUGAUAGUUUCUCAAGAAACACUCCAACCGCGAAGGGAAAUUGGAAAUCCAAUGCGUCUCAAACAAUGGUGUUGGCAACUGGAAGUUUGAGGCGGGAGCAGGAGUGUGUCAUGUGCUUAGCAGAGGAGAUAUCAGUUGUUUUUCUACCUUGUGCACAUCAGGUUGUGUGUUCAGAAUGCAAUGAGCUCCAUGAGAAACAAGGAAUGGAGGACUGCCCUUCAUGUAGGACCCCAAUCCAACAUAGGAUUCAUGCUAAAUUUGCGGGGAAUUAG